Molecule: messenger RNA, 821 nt
Organism: Benincasa hispida (wax gourd)
Lineage: Eukaryota; Viridiplantae; Streptophyta; Magnoliopsida; Cucurbitales; Cucurbitaceae
Product: Dormancy/auxin associated family protein
Source: RefSeq, a predicted model, not a curated record
ACUGCCGCGUCAAAGCUCUUUCAUACUCAGACCCGCCACUUCCUCGGCCGUGUCGGAACUUCAUCCUUCGGCCAUCUCUUCUCUUUACCUUUGAUUCGCCAUUCCUUAUGGGCUUACUCGACCAGCUCUGGGACGAUACCGUCGCUGGACCGCGGCCGGAGAGUGGCCUCGGCAAGCUUCGGAAACACUCAACGUUUUCUAGUCGACCUAGCUCCGGCAACAAGGAGCUCGAUGGCGGCAGCGCUAGAUCGUACGGAGAAGAUUCUUCAGAGUCGCCGGUGAGGAUCACAAGGAGUAUUAUGAUAGUAAGGCCUCCAGGAUACCAGAACGGUUCGCCUCCUAUUUCACCGGCCGGAUCCAGUUCUCCGGCGUCGCCCUUUUCUGAGAAUCCUUCCGGUUUAGAAGAAGGUCGAUCUCCGAGGUAUACGCAAAGGCAACCGAUGGUGGAUCCGGGAGCCCUUCUUCUCCUCACAACAUGUGAGAUUUAAGCUUUUGAGCUCUCUUAUAUUCCCCUUUCAUGAAUGUUUCUUCAAAACCUUCAUAAAUUUGUGUAAUUUUUGUGUAUUGUUGUAAUAUGCGGCUGCUGUAGUAUGCAUGUGAAUUCAGAAUGAAGGUGUUAGAAAAAUGUUUUGUAGGAAGGAGGAUCUUGGAAUGUGUAGAUGAGGGGUAUUAUAGUCAAUUUGGUAUCAAUAUGUAAAUAUUAGAAGAAGAAGAACAAGAAGAAGGGCAUCUUGGCUGUUUCAUCUUUCAUCUGUCAACUUUGGCUUGUCACUCACUGUUGUUGGUUUUGUUAGUGGAAUGAAAAAAGGUAGUUCUUUCCA